Messenger RNA from Pieris rapae (cabbage white), 1074 nucleotides. RefSeq lists its product as uncharacterized. The coding region runs from base 105 to 917 and encodes 270 amino acids. The record is from RefSeq and is a predicted model, not a curated record. NCBI's taxonomy places the organism in Eukaryota, Metazoa, Arthropoda, Insecta, Lepidoptera, Pieridae. The transcript has 5 exons.
AAUAACCCCCAAUGAGAAAAUAGAAAUAAGAGUCUUAGGAACCCGAAAACAUUGAUGAGAUAACAAUUCAAAUACUAUGUAAAUUUCAUAUUUAUUUUCACAAAAUGUCUGAAAUGGAAGGUGGAUUGUUCUUUAUUAUGGAGGGCUUAUUAAAUAAGGAUUAUCGCGGUGUAAAUAUUGCCGUGUACAGCUUGGCUACUGCAGGCUUAGCGCUUGCGAUACACAAAGUCCGUCCGGUUAGCAAGUUUUCGAAAGCAUCUAAAAUUCCAGAGCAUUUUAUAAAACAACAUGAACCACUUAGAGGUGUGUAUGUUGGAGUAAAACACUCACCAGUGAGGGUGUUAGUCAAUCACAAGGCACCAAUUUACAUACCAUUAUGGCAUUCCAGCAAACCUCCUCUACCAGUUAAGUUAUGGGGUGUUGAUAUAGUCAGCCCAAAUGCUGUUAAUUGGCUAGAUUGUGUUGCAAAAGGCCAGAAGGUUACUUUAAAGCCCAUGACCUGUGACAAAGAUGAAUUGGUUUCAACAGUACUUUUGCAUCUACCACAACCAAAGACUAAAUCAGAAGAAACCUUAGAUAUAGGACAGAAACUUAUUGAACUUGGGUUUGCUAAAGCUUUACUUCCACAAGGCAUUAAGAAAAAUAGUAUGGAAUCUAAAUUAGCACCAGUGUUACUUAAUGCUGAAAAUAAAGCAAAAAGUCUUAGAAAUGGUAUUUGGUCAGAUAAGUUACCACCCAUUCCCAGCUAUGUUGCAUAUUGGAGGAAAGGGUCAACAUUGAGUAAAGAACUAAUGGUGAUGUCUUCAAGGAAAAUCAUGGAAAUUUUAAUUUUCAUAUUAAAAGGUACCUUUGUAGGAGUAAAAAAAAUUUCCCUUAGACCUUUCAAAUCUAAUACUAAGCCAGUGCAGGCAACAUAAGGCAAUUUACUUUAAUGUAUUCAAAAUUAUGACAGUACCAAUUGUGUUAUGAAAUUUAUAAUUUUUUGGUCACUUUGUCUUCUAUUACUCAUGUUUAGUGAACUAACAAAUUCUAUUCUGUAUAUAAUUGUUGAAAAUAAAGUUACUACUUCUAUAA